Patella vulgata (common limpet) is the source of this 2777-nucleotide messenger RNA. RefSeq names its product protein SCO1 homolog, mitochondrial. Gene Ontology annotation, biological process: mitochondrial respiratory chain complex IV assembly; intracellular copper ion homeostasis. The transcript has 7 exons. NCBI's taxonomy places the organism in Eukaryota, Metazoa, Mollusca, Gastropoda, Patellidae. The coding region runs from base 101 to 970 and encodes 289 amino acids. Gene Ontology annotation, molecular function: copper ion binding; copper chaperone activity. Gene Ontology annotation, cellular component: mitochondrial inner membrane. The record is from RefSeq and is a predicted model, not a curated record.
CUCUCCUGUUUUUCUCACAUCGUGUGUAGAUUUGUGAAGUAAUAUUUAUGCAAGCAAAAGAGUAAUAUUUAAUUUAUUUACUACUAGCAUGUAAUAUAAAAUGGAGGCGAUGCUUACAAGAAAAUUUUGCCAGAGGUGCUUUUGCUUACUGAGUAAAAAAUUGAAUUUACCAGUUCUUGCAUCACAGUCAGCACGCAGUUACCAGUUUAUUACUUCAAAUUCCAAAAUAUCCUACCAGUAUCUACAACUUAUUAAUCCACAAAAUACUGUAAGACCAUACAGUACAUCCCAAGGUGAAUCAUCAAAACCACAGGAAAAUCCAAAAACCUCUGGUUAUUUAUCAUGGAAAGGAUUGGGAAUUAUAACAGCUAUAGGAGGUGUUGGUUUAUUAGGCGUACGAUAUGUUAAAAAAGAAAAAGAAUUGGCAAUAGCUAAAGAAAGAAGUAGAUCUUUAGGAAAGGCUUCAUUAGGUGGACCAUGGGCUUUAGUAGAUCAUAAUGGAAAAUUAACAGCAAGUACAGAUUUUCAUGGAAAAUGGGUACUACUAUAUUUUGGCUUCACUCAUUGUCCUGAUAUUUGCCCAGAUGAAUUGGAGAAAAUGAUAAAAGCUGUGGACAAAAUAGAUGAGGAUGAUAAUUUACCUAAUGUAUCCCCAUUAUUUAUAACUGUUGAUCCAGAACGAGACACGGUUAGUGCUGUAAGAAACUAUGUUAAAGAAUUUUCACACAAGUUAAUUGGUUUAACUGGUACAAAAGAACAAGUUAAUCAAGCAACUAGAGCAUAUCGAGUAUAUUACAGUAAUGGACCAAAAGAUGAAGAUGAAGAUUAUAUUGUUGAUCAUACAAUUAUUAUGUACCUGAUUGGACCAGAUGGGGAAUUUAUCGAUUACUAUGGACAAAAUAAAACAUAUGAUCAAAUAGCUACAAGUAUAAGUUUACAUAUGACUCAAUUUAAACAAAUAAAAUCUUAGUCCAUGUAUAUCAUAGGUUAUUUUACAAUAGAACUGGGAAGAAAUUUCUGCUUUGACUAGAAUUGUGAUUUCUAAGAAUAAAUGGAAAGCUUUGAAUAUUUGGAUGGAAUAUAAUAUAUCAUACUGAUCAGCAGUGAAUAUUCGCUACGCCGCGACAAUCACUGAUAAGGAUUACAUCGAUGCGACUUAAUGAGCCACAAUUAUUAACUUUUUUCCUCCGACAAAUUAAAUUCUAAAACAUUUUUUUUAUGUAUUAGAAAAAUAAACAAAGACGUUUGACGUAUUUGUAGGUAAAAAUUAUUUCCUAUUUAGUGUAAAUGGGUAUUAAAAUGAGUAAAAGGCUCCAUUCCGCCCGAACCAGUAAGGUCUUAUGUAAUCAAUGCAUAUGCCAUUGAGCCAAUGAUUGAUGCCGUGUGAUGAAAAGUCACGUGUUAAAGGUAGUCAUCUUUUACAGAGAUAUUAGAAGACUUUCGUAAUCCUCUGUAAAACAGAUUGAUAAUAUAUAGCUUUAUGAUCUGAAACAUGUCUGUAUAGCAACUUUAAUGUUAAUUUGCAGAAUGUAGAAACUUAAAAAUUACUACUAAGUUUUAAUUUCUUGUUUGCUGUAAGUUUUGUUAACAUGUAGCCACUGCAUGAAAAAUAAUGAAAUGCUUCUAAUAAGAUGGAUUUGUUUAUACUUUUUGGUUUGGUAAACAAAAUGUUUACAAAGAGUGAUCAUUAUGUCUGUGUUCUCUAAUUGAUCUUCAAAUGCUUCCUUUCAAAAUUUCACAUUUCUUUCCCAAAAAUUACUGGUUAAUGGAAUAAUUAAUAUGGACCAUGGUGAUAAGUUCAUCUUUGUUCAACUAAUUUGGCUGACAUGGUGACAACCAAGGCAUCUUGUCCCACUUGUGUGGGUGCCAUGUUGACGUCUUGUUCAACUAGCAUAGUUUGCUUAAUAACUGCGUUUGUGGUGAUGGGUAUAGUAUUUUUUCACGGCCACAUUUUCACAUGGACGUAUAUUGUCGUCGCCCCUGUCCGUCCAGACGUCAAGCCGUCCACAAUUUGUUUGUGGACACUCUACAGGUCACAAUUCUUAUCCAAUUUUGACGAAACUUAAAAUAUAGGUUUAUCUCCAAAAGAUCUUGGUUCCUUUCGAUACUGGCAUGCAUCGGAUCAAAACUUCAUGGAUUAUGGCCCCUGUUUGUAUGAAAAAUCAAGUUUUUUCUUGUGGACCCUAUCGAGGUCACAAUUUUUAUCCGAUUUUGAUAAAACUUGAAAUGCAUGUUUAUAACCCAAAGAUCUUGGUUCCUUUUCAUAUUUCGGAUUGUAACUUCAUGAAAUAUGGCCCCUGAUUGUACGAAAAUUCGUGUUUUCAGCUAGAAGUCACAAUUAUUAUCCGAUUUAAAAAAACGUUUGACUCUAUCACUUUUUAUUUUUUAGCUUGUUCUCUAUCCAUCUCUUGCAAAAUGUGGGCGUAUCUUGCCUGGCAGCCGCUGGUUUAUGUUGACUGGAGUUAUAGGAUACUGUUGCAAUAUAGUAAGUUUGUAAUAAUUGUACCGGUACAUGUUGGUUUGUUGUGUGAUUUUCUUGUUCUAAUAAUGUCACUGAGCAGCAAAACAAUAUCAGAGUUCAGAUGCUCUGUUAAUUCAUUAUUACAUACUCCAGUAUAAAGAGUUCAACCUUUUUAUAUCCUUGAAUAUAUUUCUAAACGGAAACCAGUACAACAAUUUCAGACUCACCUUUUCCCUUUUUAAUUGUCAAACUGUAUAUUAUGUAGUUUGCUUUAUACAAUAACCAAUAAUUUUUGUUAAUAAAAUAUUGAAAAUUU